GCGGUGACAGUGAAAACAAUAUUAGUAUAUGAAAAAGAUGAAAACGUGAAUUCUAGCACAUUAAUAACAAUAUUAGUCGGUAUUUUCUGUAUUUUGAUGUGAAAGUAUUUUGUAUCUAAUCUGAUGAUCAUUGUACCCGAGUUCCGUCGGGAAGCUAAAAUGGCGUUCAACCCGUUUCUAUUUCACAGGCCGAACGACUACAGUAUGGGUUCGUUAUUGGGAGGCCAGCCGUCUUUUAUACCGAGCAUGUCAUUCCAGCACCCCGGACUUGCUGCUUCACUUCUACCUAAAUUACAAUCGAUGGGGAGGAACCCCCUUCUUCCCGGAGAACUCUUCCCCCAUCCUGAUCAUUUCCGGGCCAUGCGGGGAAUGGAUCCCCCUGACAACGACAUCCAAGACGACCCAAAAGUGGAUCUAGAAGAAAAAGAUCUUUGGGGACAAUUUCAUAAAUAUGGAACGGAAAUGGUGAUAACCAAAUCAGGAAGACGAAUGUUCCCGCCAUUUAAAGUGAAAGUAUCAGGUUUAGAUAAAAAAGCUAAAUAUAUUUUAUUGAUGGAUAUUGUGGCUGUUGAUGACUGUAGAUAUAAAUUUCACAACAGUAAAUGGAUGGUGGCGGGAAAAGCUGAUCCAGAGAUGCCCAAGAGGAUGUACAUCCAUCCAGAUUCUCCGAGUACUGGUGAGCAAUGGAUGCAGAAGAUCGUAUCCUUCCACAAGUUAAAGCUUACAAACAAUAUUUCGGAUAAACAUGGUUUUGUAAGUUAUCAUUUCACCAUUUUGAAUUCCAUGCACAAGUACCAGCCUCGUUUUCAUCUGGUUCGCGCCAAUGAUAUUUUGAAGUUGCCGUACAGUGCUUUUAGAACUUACGUAUUUAAAGAAAUGGAGUUUAUAGCAGUUACAGCUUAUCAGAAUGAAAAGAUUACACAGUUAAAGAUAAACCACAAUCCGUUUGCUAAAGGUUUUAGAGACACUGGGGGAGGCAAGAGGGAGAAAAAAAGGUUAAUAAGUGAGCACAACUCGUCAUAUGCUUCCGGUGACCCUAAACAUGACGAAUCAGCAGGAAGUGAUGACGAAGACAACGAAAAUAUGGAGAUUUGUGUUGUUGAACCAGACGAGAAACCUGUUCCAAUCCGUCAUUCAACACCAACACCACAAGAGAUUGACGUUGGGGAUGAGAAAACGUACUUAGAGGAACACGGUGUGUUUCAUGCACCUCCUAAGUACAGUGGAUCCACCGUGGAACAACACGACGACACCGAAGAGAAACACGAAUCACCCUUAAAAAGUGAAAUUAACGAUAAAGAACUAAAAAUACCCGAACCUGCUAACACGCGUGAGUUCAGAGACCCUGAGCGUCGUGAGCGUUUUGAAAAAUUGGACAAUUCUGAUAAAUACGAAAUGAACUCGUCGAAUGAAGAAUUAUCGCCGCCGAGUGUUGAUAAAGAUCGUAGAGACUACAGUAUUGAUAAAUACGAAAAAAGUGAUCGGGAACGCAGUUUCUUUAAAUACAGGGAUAUGAAAGAUCACGAGAGAUUACUUGGUAAGGACUCCUCACCUCCAAAUGUCACCGUUUUACAACCUUCCGUGACGCAUCCCAUGUUUCCAUAUCUUUGUCCACCGGGGACAGUAUUUCCAGGUUCCACAGGCGCCCUCUCAUUUCAUCUAAAUCCAGCUUUGUUCAGCAGUUCCUCUUUCCCUCAUGGUCCUCUCUCUGUUCCUCUUCUAUCAGGUUCGUCUCCAGAAUUAUCUCAUCUACCUCCCGCACACCUUCACCAUAGCAACACCGGUCCCAUGUUAGGAUCCCAUAGUCUUUUAUCAAACUCACAUCUAAUCAACCAGAGUUAUCAGGCCUUGAACUCCUCCCUCUCAAGCUCCAUGUCACACAUCUCCGGUUCCCACCCCCUAGGACCAAUGUUCUCGCCACGUUCUGCUCCGCACAGAUUCAAUCCCUACACUGUACCCCUCACUAAAACUACAAUGGUCACUACGGCUAGUCCUCUCACAGUCCCUGGGAUACAUUAUGGUUUAGCGGAUUCUAUUAGAAGUACCAGUGCUCUGUCUCCGUCUACCAACGAGGAACAUGUCUCUUCCCGUCAUCAUAAAAGCCCCCUACCGGCUCAUCGUCAGGGUAACACUAAUCCGAACCCCAACCAUGAACUGAAGAGCAUAGAACGAAUGUUGAAUGGUUUGGAUAGGAAGUCAGAAAUGGCACCGGAAUCAAGAAGUUAUAGUCCGGACAGAAAAUAGUCCGUGUGUUUUUA
Patella vulgata (common limpet) is the source of this 2258-nucleotide messenger RNA. RefSeq names its product T-box transcription factor TBX3. Gene Ontology annotation, cellular component: nucleus. Bases 124 to 2244 code for a protein of 706 amino acids. Gene Ontology annotation, biological process: regulation of transcription by RNA polymerase II; positive regulation of DNA-templated transcription; cell fate specification. The record is from RefSeq and is a predicted model, not a curated record. NCBI's taxonomy places the organism in Eukaryota, Metazoa, Mollusca, Gastropoda, Patellidae. Gene Ontology annotation, molecular function: RNA polymerase II cis-regulatory region sequence-specific DNA binding; DNA-binding transcription factor activity, RNA polymerase II-specific. The transcript has 6 exons.